AUGGCGAAAGGCUCCAUUCUGGUAACCGGCGCCAACGGUGGCCUAGGCUCGGCCGUCGUUGAACGAAUUGUUCGCGAUCCGUCUUUGGCACAGGAUUAUCAUGGUCUUUACACAGUACGCAAGGUUGAGACUGCUGACGAUGCCAAGGCAGCACUGAGAGGCGCCAGCAAAGCAAAACACCAAUACGACCUUGUUCCUCUAGACCUAUCAAGUCUUGAUAGCACGCGCAAGGCAGCUGCAGACAUCAAUGAGAAGAUAGCUAGUGGCAAAGUACCACCUAUUCGAGCUCUCGUUUUAGCAGCAGCAUACCAAGAGCACACCACGCAUAACUUCACCAAUGACGGUUUUGACAUGACUUUCCAAGCUAGUUACCUUUCCCACUUCCUCUUGACUCUGUUAUUACUCCAGAGUAUGGACAAGGAGAAGGGCCGAAUAGUCGUGAUAGGUAGCUGGACACAUGAAGUUCCUGACCAAUCUGUCACUAGUACUACCGAUGCAAGGAACAAUAUAGGUCCUUAUGGCGAUAUGUAUGUGCCUAAGGAGUUCCACCAGAUCUUCACCGACCCCGAGGGUAACACUGAGCCGAUUGCCAAGGGGAAAUGGGGAGCUCGGGAAGGUCGCACAGAUAAUCCUUGGUCUGGCAUGAGGCGGUAUGGAGCUUCGAAAUUGUGCGAAGUUAUGAUGAUGCGCGAACUUGCCCGGCGGUUCCCUUCUGAUCCUACGCUCUCGCACGUCUCAGCUCUAGGCGUUGAUCCAGCAGCGAUGAUCAGUGGUUUGACGCGGCGUAGCAACUGGCUUCUACGCGUUCUCAUGCUUAAACUCAUAGGGAAUCUGCUAGCGCCCUUAUUGACAUGGCUAUCACCGAAUGGUGACCUGCGCACGACCUGGAAAUCCGCCGGUGACGUUAUUCGCGCGUCUUUCGCCGUAGAUGCGGAUGCACAUGGAACUCUCGGAGAACGGCCUAAUGGACUCUAUCUGAACGGUACGGCCGUCGCGGACAUUGGUCCCGAGGCCAAGGACGAAGCAAAAUGCCGCCGACUAUGGCGUGAUAGUCUCGAAUACGCGGGCGUCAAAGAAGGUGAUACUAUACUGGCAGACUGGAAAUGA
Hypoxylon trugodes is the source of this 1107-nucleotide messenger RNA. Its product is annotated as NAD(P)-binding protein. Bases 1 to 1107 code for a protein of 368 amino acids. NCBI's taxonomy places the organism in Eukaryota, Fungi, Ascomycota, Sordariomycetes, Xylariales, Hypoxylaceae. The record is from RefSeq and is a predicted model, not a curated record. The transcript is spliced from 3 exons.